GCAGAGGGCCAAGGUGUGCCGACCGUGAGCGAGCCCGCCUCGGACAAGGCAGCAGAGGCAUACGACCAGCAGCAGGGAGCCGCUGCCACGGGAUCUGCCCAGCAUCCUCAGGCCGGCAAGGAGCGCAAGCCAUCUGCCUUCAAAAACGCCAUGAAGCAGCCGACCUACUCGUACGUCAAAUCUCGCGGUUUCUACGCUGGUGUGCAGGUCGACGGCACGAUCGUCACGGAGAGGAAAGACGCCAACGCCGCCUUCUACGGCGGUGCUGCAGUCUCGGUCCAGCAGAUCCUCAGGGGUGAGGUGUCCCGCGUGCCAGGCAGGGACAGCUGGGUCGGCCUCGUCCAACCGCUCUUCGACACCAUCAAGGGCGCCCAGGGCUGGCACGGCCAACAGCAGGGCGGGCCCAGCAGCCCCUGGGUGAACCAGAUGGGGCCCGAUCCAAACAGUACCUACGGCAUGGGCAAUGCACAGGGCGCAUACCCAUCUGGCUACGACCCCGUCUCUGACAGGGCGGCGGGCGAGAACCCUCCUCAGAAGCCACCGCGCCCAGCAGAUGGGAGAAACGUUGCCGAUGCCACAGCUGGGGUGGCGGCCAUGAACGUGGGAGAACAAGCAGGAUCACCUACAGCCGGGGCAGCGAGUGAGACGCCUCUGGCGCGCGCCAAAGCCGCUGAGGCCGCGGAUGAGGCGAGGAUGAACCGCGAGCGGGAGGCGAGGGAACGCAGGGAGCUGGACGACGAGAUGACGAGGCACGGAAGGAACAGCAUGGCCGGUGCGCCACCGGGUUACUCGGAGAUGGCGCCCGAGAUGGCAUCCGGUGCUGCGGACGGUGCUCAGGAGCAGCCGCCUGCCUAUGUGGACGACGGUGCUGCUCCUACCAGAGCCGGCGCGGGAGAUUCCAAGGGUGCUCAGUCGUCAUCGUGAAUAUUGCUUCUCACGAAAAGGAGAGACUUGUGGCACUGUUUGAGCAGACUGCAGUGAUCUGGCAUUGUUGGUGAUUGAGUACAAUGGCGUUGGGAUGAUACCUGUGCAACUUGUAGACCGCAUUGUGAGCCUUUUUAAUUUUAUUUUUGUAACUUAACCUCGCUUCUCCUGCCUAAAUAUCUAUCACUCAUUGUCUACCAUUGACAAAGCUGCUGUC
Messenger RNA from Cryphonectria parasitica EP155, 1141 nucleotides. RefSeq lists its product as uncharacterized. NCBI's taxonomy places the organism in Eukaryota, Fungi, Ascomycota, Sordariomycetes, Diaporthales, Cryphonectriaceae. The record is from RefSeq and is a predicted model, not a curated record. The coding region runs from base 151 to 924 and encodes 257 amino acids. Gene Ontology annotation, molecular function: phosphatidylinositol binding. The transcript has a single exon.